CAAAGAUGGAUCAAAAAGUCAAUGAAUAUACAAAGUUUUCCAAACAACAAACAAAAUUACAAACACGUGGAUAUCACGUGCAAGUCAAAAGCUGGACCAACACCACCAAAACCAUAACACGCAUUAAUUUCCACAUCAUCUUCAUCACAUACACCGCCAUAUAUUCACCACCAUAACCAUAACCACCUCCUCCGCCACCAAUGGCUACCGUACCUCCUCCACCACCACCGCAAUUCUUCUUCGUAUCCACUCCAACCACCACAAACACCGCCAUUCCUCAACCUUACAACAAUGGCCUUCCUGCAUCAAACCCUCACCAUUCAUCUUCUUCAUCUCCAACAACUGCAGCUAUCAUCGUCAUGAUUAUUAUCUCCUCAACUAUAAUAAUUACCGCCACAAUCUACCUCCUCAUCCGCUUCUUCCGUACGACGGUUAUUACCUCCUCCUCCGGCGUCGUUUUAAGCAACACGAACGAUAACGAUAACGAUAACGAGCACGUGCAUCAUCACGUGAUAUCUGUAACUAACAGCGGAAACGAAUUCGAAUCCUUAUCGCUACCGUUAUUCACAUUUUCGUCACUCACUGGAAAAAUCAACGGCGGAGAUUGCGCAGUCUGUUUAUCGAAAUUUGACGGUGAAGAUCAGCUUCGUUUGCUUCCGUUAUGCUGUCACGCGUUUCACGCACAAUGUAUUGACUCGUGGCUUAAAUCUAACCUAACGUGUCCUCUCUGCCGCUCGACUGUAAACCCUAGCGAAGCCGAUAUUCUGAACAAAAUCGCCGCCGACACCGGCGGCGGACGCGGCGGAACCGGAACCAGGAGUAGUAGUUUUCGAAUCGAGAUCGGAACAGUUAGUCAGCGGCGAGAUCCAGCUGAAUCUGACCGGAGAUCGUAUUCAGUAGGUUCGUUUGAGUAUAUUAUCGACGACGGUUACGAAAUUCCAGUCGAAUCGACGCAUCGGAACGCUGCUUCAGAUUCUACGUCGGUUGAUAAGGAUUUAACUUCUCCGGUGGCGGAGACUGCCGUGAACAGCGGCGGUGAGAGUGGACGGAGGAAUUGGUUGCGUGAGUACGUGGAUCGUUUAUCGGUUUCUCUUUCUUCACGUUCGCUAUCGUUUCGAAGUUCUGGAAGGUUCUUCACCGGAAGUAGUCGCCGGAGUGAGACGGUUGUUGAUGAUUAUGAAGCAACUCAUGGUAGAAUUGGGGAAGAGAUCAGUGAGUAUUUUCGGUGGCUUACAGGGGUAUAAGUGUAAAUUGGUGGUAAUAUUUUUUACAGUCAUUUAUGGAGAUGGUAUGUUUUGGAAUAUCCACUUUCGGAAGUCGUUUUGCGUGAGUGGAUUUUGCAAAAUAAAAUCUAUAUUUUGUUUUUAGUAAGAAGAAUGUUUUAUGUUUUUUUUAUGUAUAUAGUAUACAAGUUUUAGUGCAUGAGGUGCAUGCUAGUAUAGCACGAGGUUAUUGAGUAAUGAGUUUUGUCAUUCGUUAUGUGGAAUUUGGAAGAUAUUGUAUUUGUUUGGAUUGUUUUAAGGUUGGUGUAAGUA
This is a messenger RNA of Helianthus annuus (common sunflower), 1535 nucleotides long. Its product is annotated as E3 ubiquitin-protein ligase ATL4. Lineage: Eukaryota; Viridiplantae; Streptophyta; Magnoliopsida; Asterales; Asteraceae. Bases 201 to 1244 code for a protein of 347 amino acids. The record is from RefSeq and is a predicted model, not a curated record. The transcript has a single exon.